Molecule: messenger RNA, 872 nt
Organism: Rattus norvegicus (Norway rat)
Lineage: Eukaryota; Metazoa; Chordata; Mammalia; Rodentia; Muridae
Gene: Arpc3
Product: actin related protein 2/3 complex, subunit 3
Exons: 7
Coding region: 111-647 (178 amino acids)
Biological process (GO): Arp2/3 complex-mediated actin nucleation
Cellular component (GO): cytoskeleton; Arp2/3 protein complex; lamellipodium
Molecular function (GO): structural constituent of cytoskeleton; actin filament binding
Source: RefSeq, marked provisional
CCGCCUCUUCCGGCUUAUUUCCGCCCACUCCACCCAGUCUAGUUUGCCGGAAACGCUGCUCCGCUUUACCUGGGUUCAGCAUCUCUAGAUCGAAUCCGGACACCGACAAAAUGCCGGCUUACCACUCUUCUCUCAUGGACCCUGACACCAAGCUCAUUGGCAACAUGGCACUGCUGCCCAUCCGAAGCCAGUUCAAAGGACCCGCCCCUCGAGAGACGAAAGACACGGAUAUUGUGGAUGAAGCCAUCUAUUACUUCAAGGCCAACGUCUUCUUCAAGAACUAUGAAAUUAAGAAUGAAGCGGACAGGACCUUGAUCUACAUCACACUCUACAUUUCUGAGUGUCUAAAGAAGCUCCAAAAGUGCAACUCCAGAAGCCAAGGCGAGAAAGAAAUGUACACGCUAGGAAUCACCAACUUUCCCAUUCCUGGCGAGCCUGGCUUUCCCCUCAACGCCAUUUACGCCAAACCUGCCAGCAAACAGGAGGAUGAAACGAUGCGCGCGUACCUACAGCAGCUGAGGCAAGAGACCGGACUGAGGCUUUGUGACAAAGUUUUUGACCCUCAGAAUGAUAAACCAAGCAAGUGGUGGACUUGCUUUGUGAAGAGACAGUUCAUGAACAAGAGUCUUUCGGGGCCCGGGCAGUGAGAGGAGCCAUGGUCAGCAUCGCAUUGAGGUGUACACAGUCCUAUGUGUUUGUUCUUAACGUGUCACGAGAGGAGAGAGCCUGUCUACCGGGAAAGCUCUCGGUCAAGAGUUUGGAGGGUGGGUGUCGGGUUUGAAUUUCAAGCUGGUACUUCAUAUGUAAUAAAUGUCGCUGCUUAUGUUAGACAGACAUUGAAUUAAAACAUUUUUGAGAAAAAGCGUACACAA